GGAAGAAAGGAAGAAGAAAGGAACGGAAGAAAGGAAGAAGAAAGGAACGGAAGAAAGGAAAGGAGGAAAAGAGGAAAGAGGAGACAGUCCAGGAGGGCCAAUUGGAGGCAAUGAACCACUGCACUCAAGCUGCAAACCUUGUUUUUCAACGACCUCAUCUUGAUGCUGAUGCAGGGUUCCUCAUCCCGGUCCCUCUGCCGACAAGCACCAUGUUCGCGUCCUCGGGAUUGUUCACGGCGAUCCCAUGUCCUUUUACGCCUACAUGUCCGCGCGAAUCAUUCUGUUUCUACUCUCAUAUCCCCGUUCCUGAAGCAGAGACCGCACGCACCGCCAAGCGGAAACUUGACAAUGCAGGAAGCACACAGGAUGCCACCAAAGAGGCUAUACUGCGGCCUGCCAAACAGAACCGUGUGAAGUCUCAGUCAGAGGAGAAAGCGGUUAAAGAGACAUCAAGGAAUCAACCCCCGAUCUCCGCUGUGGAGGCUGCCAGGAGACGCCGACAGGCAUUAGAUACCACCUCCACGUUGCCUUCUUCAUCCUCACUAGGAGUAAUUGCUGGAUCUAAGAGUAGCGCUGUCCUCUUGGCCAGACCCGACGUCGCCAGUGCGUCUUCAUUCAAGAAGGCGUCUGCGUUGGGCUCGACAAUAUCGGGGCCGCCGGUUCUCAAGAUCGAUCUUAGAGCUCAUAGCAAACCGCAAUUUCGCCAAGCAGUGGCAAUGCAGUAUUACAGCGAAUUUUGUCGCAUUUACGCACCAUUGUCCGAUGUUGGCGCAAAUACGGCAACCGUACAUGCCAUUGAGCAAGAGAAAGCCGUUCACUCGAAGACAAAUCAAGGCAGUUAUCGCAGUCUGGCAGCAACAAUCUUGCAGCGACUGAAAAAGAGGCCGCUUACGACCGGAGAGGAUGAUAUCGGGAUCGAUGGCGUAUGGGUUGAUCCAACUUUAAAAUCAAAGGAGAUUUCGGCCCUGGACGAGAGCUGGAGAGGCGCAUCCAAAUACGUUCAGACGCUGGAGCAGCUGGAGGCGAACGGUUACCCAAUUACGUUACCAACAGGCGCACCCGUGCCGCUAGACGAUUCCCAGAUUUGCGACCGAUGUCAAAAGAAAUUCGUCAGAAAGGAUGCGCUCUCCGACGAGGACAAGCAGGCAUGUUUCUACCACGAACUCCGGCUAAGAACAAAGAAGGUCCACGGUGAAAAGAUUAGGGUCUUUCCAUGCUGUGAAGCUGGACAAGGAAGUCUCGGUUGCAAAGAGGGGGCCCAUGUGUUCAAAGAAGAUGACUUUUUGUCCCUUCACUCUCGGAUUCCGUUCAUUGAAACGCCAAGAGCGAGUAGCUCUGGGGGCCAGAAGACUCAUGCAGUUGUGGCUAUGGAUUGCGAAAUGUGUUACACAACGGGCGGGUUCGAGCUGAUCAGGAUAUCGGUGGUAGACAUAGCCGGCAAGCCCAUCAUGGACGAGCUUGUCAAACCGAAGCAGGAAGUCUUAGAUCUGAACUCUCGAUUUAGUGGUAUAACGUCUCUGAGCGAUGCCAAGUACAGCCUGGAACAGGCACGGAGUCGGUUUCUUGAGCUUAUCAACAGAGACACCAUCAUUAUCGGCCAGAGCCUGGAGAACGACUUCAAAGUCCUGCGGCUGAUUCACACGCGUGUCAUCGACACAGCCAUGCUGUACCUCCACCCACAGCAUCUUCAAAACUAUCGAUAUUCGCUCCAGAGCCUUGCACGGGAGCAUCUUCGAGUUCAUAUCCAGGACUCUGAGGAGGGGCAUGAUUCUUUUGAGGACGCAAAAACCUGUCUGGACCUGGUGCGGCUCAAGAUCGCAAAAGACAUCACAUAGUAAGAGAAUAAAAAACACUAUAUCAAGUGUAAGUGCACGUCAGUUCUCCCAGGACGACCUCGUAUUUAUUCUUAAGAAUAAAUUUGAAGUGUCGAGCCUUUUGCUUACUCUCAUCGAAUCUGCCUGUUCCAUCCUCAGCUGCAGAGAGUUGUCGUAUACCCCCUCAUCAGCUGCCGUACCGUUACCUGGCAACUUAUCGUGUUUUUUGCAAAAGUAAUAAACAACGCUACUGGAAGCACC
Gamsiella multidivaricata is the source of this 2075-nucleotide messenger RNA. RefSeq lists its product as uncharacterized. The transcript is spliced from 6 exons. The record is from RefSeq and is a predicted model, not a curated record. Gene Ontology annotation, molecular function: nucleic acid binding; exonuclease activity. Lineage: Eukaryota; Fungi; Mortierellomycota; Mortierellomycetes; Mortierellales; Mortierellaceae. The coding region runs from base 111 to 1835 and encodes 574 amino acids. Gene Ontology annotation, cellular component: nucleus.